Messenger RNA from Anopheles moucheti, 666 nucleotides. Its product is annotated as C-type lectin 37Db-like. Gene Ontology annotation, cellular component: external side of plasma membrane. Gene Ontology annotation, molecular function: carbohydrate binding. The record is from RefSeq and is a predicted model, not a curated record. Bases 101 to 646 code for a protein of 181 amino acids. NCBI's taxonomy places the organism in Eukaryota, Metazoa, Arthropoda, Insecta, Diptera, Culicidae. The transcript is spliced from 3 exons. Gene Ontology annotation, biological process: biological process involved in interspecies interaction between organisms.
ACCAACUUACCCUUUUGACAACAGGUUUUGUGUUCAUCCAUACAUAAAGUAAGGUUUUCUAAUUCGUUUCUAGUUGGAUUGUAACAAUCGGAUACAAGUGAUGGCUUUUAAAGACGGGAGUGUAACGGGUUUGUACUCAAUAUUAGUGUUUAUCGCUGGUUUUUCCGUUGCUUGGAGCAAUCUAACUGAAAAAAACAAUGUGGAGGGUAUACUACAGCAAAAUCUAUGCCUUUGUUCUUGCAAGCCGUUUGAGCAAAAAGAGUACUAUGUUCCCAUCAGUCGGAUCAGUGAUUGGUUCGGUGCAGUUACUUUCUGCAAUAGCGUCCAAAUGGAGAUAGCUGAGGUGUUAAAUAAGGAAGAAGCAGAAGCAUUGCAACAAGCGAUUCGGGAAGAAGAUCCCGACGAAGAGGUGGAAUUUUUCUGGAUCGGUGCAAAUGAUUUGGGUGUACAAGGAACCCAUCGUUGGGCUCUAACUGGACGCCCGGUAACAUACAGUAACUGGACAGAUGGUGAACCAAACAAUGCUCUAGGAGAGGAUCAGCAGUCCGAAAGAUGCGUGGCCAUUGCAAAGGAUACGUUCCGUUGGAAUGAUUUCCAAUGCACACAGCGGAAAAAGUUUGUUUGCCAACAAUUUCGAGCGGAAUAAAAUGACCAUUGAUUAAAAUG